Carassius gibelio (silver crucian carp) is the source of this 6500-nucleotide messenger RNA. RefSeq names its product meiosis regulator and mRNA stability factor 1. The record is from RefSeq and is a predicted model, not a curated record. Bases 177 to 4832 code for a protein of 1551 amino acids. Gene Ontology annotation, cellular component: cytoplasm; peroxisome. Gene Ontology annotation, molecular function: RNA nuclease activity; mRNA base-pairing post-transcriptional repressor activity; CCR4-NOT complex binding. Gene Ontology annotation, biological process: post-transcriptional gene silencing. NCBI's taxonomy places the organism in Eukaryota, Metazoa, Chordata, Actinopteri, Cypriniformes, Cyprinidae. The transcript is spliced from 24 exons.
AAACAAACACUGACAGAAAAUCUGGAGCAAACAGCAGCGCGUAAAGCAAUCCGUUCUUUAGAGUGUCAUGUGAGGCUCAUUAGCUUUGAUUCGACUGAUUGGCGGCCCGUGUCGUCUGUCGGAUGGCUUUGCUGGUGUUUUUCUCGUGUGUUUGUCGCUGAUCUGAGAGCGACUCCAUGGAGGUCCGUGAUCCGGUCCUGGAGCUGAAGGACGUCCCUCCUCCUCCUCCUCCUCCUCCUCUUCUUCCUCUUCCUCGCCUCCACAGCACCGGUUCUCCGCCGUGUCUUGGGCCGGGCCGCCUCAGUGUAAGCGUGUGUUCCCGCUGUGAGGCCAGCAUCCACCUGCAGCAGGGUUGUGGUGAAGCGGGUGGAGGCUUUCCUCUGUGUCUCUCUCAGACAAACACCCUUCCUCACGCCGGGUCUGUGGGAGCGCCCUGCUGUGGGGGUCUGAGGCAGCAGCACACCUGUGCCCCGCCGGGCGUCUGUCUGUGCCACAGAGCGCCCUCUCUCUCUCACGGUGACCCGUCCUCACCCUCUCACCUCUGCUCUCUGCACCUGAGUGUGGGCCGCGCACCGCAGUGUGUGAAGGGCGUUCACUGUUUGCAGGACUGCUGGAGAAAGAGUUUACAUGUUGACUCGGAGAAGGUCUGGCCGAACAUCCCUCCACCUGUCCCUGUGUGCAACGGCUGUGGUGUGACGGGCGCAUCGUCUGACGGUCUGCUGGGGGUCCAUUUCGGCAAAACCACACAGAAAUACGGUCCGUACACACACAAAACACACGUUUUGACUCUUGAGGUUGUGCCUGUGGUGUGUGUUUGGAGUGUGUCUCUCUGUGUCGCAGGUCCUCUGGAGACCGAAACACUGCCACCCAUCGGGGUGUUCUGGGACAUCGAGAACUGUGCGGUUCCCAGCGGACGCUCGGCGGCGACCGUAGUGCAGAGACUCCGAGAGCGCUUCUUCCAGGGACACCGCGAGGCCGAGUUCAUCUGUGUGUGUGACAUCAACAAGGAGAACAAGGCCGUCAUCCAGGAGCUCAACAACUGCCAGGUGACCGUCGCACACAUUAAUGCCACCGCCAAGAAUGCAGCAGAUGACAAACUGCGUCAGAGCCUCCGGCGAUUCGCAGAGACCCACGCCGCUCCCGCCACAGUCAUCGUUGUCUCAUCGGACGUGAACUUCGCCAGUGAGCUGAGUGACCUGCGGCAUCGACACGGGUUCCAGGUGAUUCUGGUCCACAAGAGCCAGGCCUCGUCUGCCCUGCUGCAGCAUGCACACCUGCGCGCCGCUUUCGAGGAGUUCGUCUCAGACCUUCCUCCCGGGAUGAUCGUCAAAUCUCAGCCCAGUUUCAGCCUUCUGUUUGUGCACCGCCUCCCCACGCACCGCGACACCAAAGCAGUGGCCAACCGGCUGCAGCGGCUCUCCAAUAACUGUGGAGGGAAGGUGUUGGGUGUGUCGGGCAGCUGCGCCGUGCUCCGGUUCGCCAGCACUGAUGCAGCCGAGCGCGCCCGCAAGCGCAUGGAGAACGAAGACGUCCUGGGCCACCGAAUCGUGCUGUCCUUCUCUCCCGACGGCCCGGAGGAGGAAGAGGAGCGCCGGCCUCCUGCCGCCUCCUCCUCUUCGGUCUUCCUGCCCGUGGAGAAGCCGCACUCGCCCCGUCGCCUGCGGCGGGCAUCUCGCUCAUGCCAGGGCGGAAGCCACGCCCCCGAGCGCCCGUAUAGUCCCAGGAGAGCAGGCCACGCCUCCUCAUGCAGCCCUGUGAUGAAACCCCUCCCCCAGGCUGUGAGUGCUGUGACCCGUCCUGCGACUGCCUCUCCCCAGAGUCUCCCGGUCCUGUGUGCAGCCGUUAAACCGGCAGAGCCGCCGCAGCGCAGCCGCAGGCGGGACUCUCCUGGCCAGAUGUUUCAGGUCAGCACUCCUUCAGCAUUCAGUAAACUAAGUUUGCAGCGGAACUUCAGUCCCAUGAUGCUCUCUCAGAGCUCAUGGUCAUCACGGAGCGCGUCCCCGUGCCUGUCGAACCGAUCGUCUCCGCUGACCGCUCCGUCCCCCAGCAUCUGCACCGAUGGCCUGGCCGAGCCCUUCUCUGAUGGAGUGGACGUUCAGGUCACUAAUCUGGACUACAGGAUGUCACGCAAGGACCUGCAGCAAAUACUACGAGACGUGUUUGCUAAACAUGGCAGAGUGAAGAGUGUGGAUCUGAGUCCUCACACUGACUAUCAGCUGAAGGCACGGGUUCACAUGAGUUCGCUCCAGCAGGCCAUCGGCGCCGUCAGUCUGCUGCAUCGCUAUAAAAUCGGUAGCAAGAGGAUUCAUGUGUCUCUCGUCACCGGAGCCAGUAACAAAUCUCUCACCUGCCUCAGCUCAGAGAUCAUCAACAUCCUGCAGGACGCUCCGGCCAACUGCCUGCCUCUCUACAAGUUCACAGAGACGUACGAGAGGAAGUUCGGUCGUAAGCUGGUGGUCAGUGAUCUGUACCGGCUGCCGGAGGUGGUGUGUGUGCGUGAGCAGGGCGGCGGGCGGCUGGUGUGUCUGCUGUCCAGCACUCAGGCCCGUCAGAGCCCGCUAGGAUCCGCACACUCUCACAACAGCUCCAGCACCGCCAGUCCAGUUCUGUUCGAGGAGCUGGAGUACCACGAGCCCGUCUGCAGACAACACUGCACUCAGCAGGACUUCAGUGAAUCUGAUUUUGAUCCGGAUUCUUACGUGAUCCCGUUUGUGCUGGUGUCUCUAAAAGUUCUGGCUGCUCAUGUCCACAGUUUACUGCAGAGUCACGAGGGAACGGUGCCGCUGCUCAGUUUCCCAGAGUGCUAUGCAGCAGAGUUCAGUCCUUUACCCGUAGCAGAGGAGGGGAAGCUGGAGGGAAGCGUCCCGUUAGAGCACCUCAUCACCUGCAUCCCUGGAGUCACUAUCGUAACGGCCCAGAACGGCUUCAAGAUCAUCAAGUGGAUUCACAACAAACCCCCGCCACCAAACGCAGAUCCGUGGCUGCAGCGCAGUAAGAGUCCGGUCGGGAACCCACAGCUGAUCCAGUUCAGCCGAGAGAUGGUGGAUCUGAUGAAGAACCAGCCGUCCUGUCUGGUGCCCAUCACAAAGUUCAUUCCAGCGUAUCACCACCAUUUUGCCAAGCAGUGCCGUGUGUCCGACUACGGGUACUCCAAACUGCUGGAGCUGCUGGAGGCCGUUCCUCACGUGCUGCAGAUCCUGGGUUUAGGCUCCAAGCGUUUGUUGACAUUGACCCAUCGUGCUCAAAUCAAACGCUUCACUCAAGACCUGCUGAAGCUGCUGAAGUUUCAGGCCAGUAAACAGGUGGUGAUCAGGGACUUCACGCAGGCGUAUCACUGGUGUUUCUCCAGGAACUGGCAGGUGGUGGAUUAUGGGAUGUGUGAUCUGAUGGACCUGCUGGCUGAGAUUCCAGACACAACGAUCACGGUCUCUCAGCAGAAUGCUGACACGCUCAUCUCUGUUCCUAAGAGAGAGCGGACGGUGGAGGAGCUGGAGCGCACACGGCAGUUUGGCAAGGAGGUGGUAGAUCUUCUGAGACAUCAGCCGCACUUCCGGAUGCCCUUCAGCAAAUUCAUCCCCACGUAUCACCACCACUUCGGACGCCAGUGCAAGCUCUCCUACUACGGCUUCACCAAACUCAUGGAGCUGUUUGAGGCCAUUCCAGACAUUCUUCUGGUGCUGGAGUGUGGAGAGGAGCGGCUGCUGGCGCUGACGGAGGUGGAGCGCGUCAAAGCUUUAGUGGCUCAGCUGGUGAAGCUGCUUCGGGCCCAGAGAGACUCGUCACUUCCUGUCAGUCAGCUGCUGAGUGAAUACAGCAAGACGUUUGGCUACAGCCUCCGCCUGCAGGACUACGACGCCGCCACGCUGCCCGCCCUGCUCAACAAGCUCUGCCACGUGGUGAAGGUGGUGGACACUCCCGAAGGGAAAGAGGUGCAGCUGAUUAACAGGAAGUCCCUGCGUGCCUUGACGUCUCAGCUGCUGGCCCUGAUGAUGUCACUUCCUGAGGAUCAUGAUCAUCUCGGAGUGGAGGAGCUGAGGAAGCAGUACGAGCUCAGCUAUGGAGCACCGCUCAACUCUUGCGAGUACGGCUUCAUCUCUCUGAACGAGCUGCUGAAGAGUCUGCCGUACCUGCUGCAGCUCUCUGAAGGCGAGCAUGAUGACGGUGACGCAGAGGAGCGUGUGAGGCUGACCAAACUCUACCAGUUUGCCCGCAGCAUCCGUGCGCUGCUUCACACGUAUCAUUAUAACCAGAUCUUCCUGUCGGAGUUCUGCGGUGCCUUCAGCAAAUACACCGGCCAAGAGUUUCAGCCGCAGACGUACGGCUAUAAGACGCUGGAGGAUCUGCUGGCUGCUAUACCGCAGGUGGUCUGGAUUAAAGGUCACGGUCACAAAAAGAUCAUCGUCCUGAAGAACGACAUGAGAGCUCGUGCCAGUCCUGCGGUCACUGCAGACGAGCCGUGUCCUGAUGAAGAGCCCCGGUCAGCCGAAAGCCCCGCCAGCGGUGAGAUGGAGCUGCUGUGUCUGGGUUCUCCUGUGGAUCUGCUGUGUGCUCCGGUUCCCUCCUGUCUCCCGUCUCCUCAGCUUCGGCCCGACCCGGUGCAGCUGCAGCCCGGGGAUCUGAUCCGCUUCGAGCCUCAUCCGCACGCUCCGUCUGAACCAGAGCCGGUUCACGAUCAGCAGCCUCAGUCGGCCAACGGUCCUCUCAUGACUUCAGCUGCUGGUCAUGGAGUGAGCAGGAAAACCUGCGUUACAGACAGCCCUGGCCGGCGAACGGCACGCAACAAGGUUAAACUAGCAGCUAAUUUCUCCUUCACAUCCGCCCUGUCUGUCUGAAGCGGAGCACGUCACGUGAGGAGGAAUAUUUGUGCAGCGUGACGUGUUAUUCUGUGAGGCUAGCACAUGUUCUGCGUGGUGAAUAUCAUGACUGUUCAGUGUUCAAAGUUUGAUUUGUCUGGACUGCAGCAGACCUCAUGUUCGUUUGGUGUUUCUCUCAAGCCAAGCCACUGUUCCUCCACGCGGGAUGUUCUUUUCUUUACUGCAGUCGUUCGGUCGAGGCCUGAAUCGUGCGGACCGCAGCUGAUUGCUGGACAUCACUCUGAGCUGCUGUGAAUUCUCCAAACCUUCAUUACGGUGAAUCUUUCCUCCUGCUGAGAUGUGCUGUCGUGCCUUUGUUUGAGAUGUUAUUUGUGUUGUUUGAAGCACAUGGGCUUCCUCUGAUGAAAUGGAAGAAUGAGUUUUCUGGAAUUCACUUUAUUCUUUUCGAUCCGAGAUCUCAAACACUCACAGAUGCUUUUGUGUUAAGUCUCUUUCAGAGCCAGAGCCUGUUAUCAAAGGGCCUUCCUCCCUUUUAACUGAUAGAUUAGUCAAAGCCGCCCGUCUCAAAUUGCUUAAGUUCAUACUGUGAAUGAAGUCUGUGUUUAUUGAAACUCUUACGGAAGUGUUUAGUUUAAGAUCGUCUCAGCUCAUCUCGAAGGAGAUUCACAAUCGUCUCACCGUUUCGCUGGCGUCUGCGUGAAGAAGUUCAUCAGGCCGAAGAGAAACACCCUAAUAUUCUGCAGACCGAGGCAGUUUGUUUUACGGAUGUUUUUUUUGUGGUCCGGAAGUUGCUUUGCUAGUUCUAUGCACAUGGUGCAUAAACCCUUGUUUCUAAGCAGUCCUUUGAGUAGCUGCAGGCUUUUACUGCAUUUCUUCUUUUAUGUAUUUUGGCAAAAUGAUGCUAAUUCAGUGUAACUGUUCCUCUGGAAAUGCCAAGGUUGUUUACUUGAACCUUGAGUUCGUGUGUUCGGUUGCGGUUUGCUCUCCACGGUGGCUCUUCGAUGGCUUUUACAAUGGUUUGUAUCAGCUUUGAGACGCCGGCGCAGGACUCCGCUUCUGCUAACGGCUUUGGGUCACAGUGGGUGGAUUGUGUGCAUGUGCUCUGUUUAGGGUCGUUUUUGGCUCGUAGCAACACGAGGAGCUCAGAGUCCUGUGUCUGAACGCUCACCUGUGCCGUACCACGGCUGUCGAACGCAUUCAUUUGUUUCUUUUAAGGGUGGCUCUCUUUGGUCAAUGUUUUUGGAAACCUUUAAAAAUGCUACCAGCGGAAACUCUUGAGCUGAAGUACAUAUCUCAGUGAUUUUAUGCAUGUUUGCAUAACUUUGGCCUCAUGUUGUUUAUGGAUAUAUUUGAUUUAGACAGAGCAUUUAUUGGCCAGCAGAAAUCUGACAUGUUGUACAUGUGUCUCAUCUUUAGCGUCUCUGUUCGUCGUGUGUGUGUGUGUGUGUUCACUCUCACGUCUGUCAGACAACCACAAUGAACCAAGAAGCCUCUCAGAUUGUGACAUUCACUGAACUUAAUGAGCUUCAUGUGAAAUAACGUGGACGUUCAGCCUCAAGACACUGGAGGUCUUGUAUGAUUUUAGUCUCCACCAGAAAGUCCUGUUAGAAAGUUUUUUUUUUUUUUUUUUUUAUUUCUAUGUAAUGACCAAAUUUCUGUCAUGUAUAAUAAAUAUCACAAGCAUCA